AAACAAGAGGUUUGUAAAGGUUAGAGGAAGUGAAGAAUUUAGAUGUGAUUGGGGAUUCAGUUGGUCUCCUUCUUUCAACCUUGUCUCCUUUAAACAGCUUUUUGGAUUUUUGAAGAGGAAAACAACUGAGGGGAGGAUGGAGCUGACAUGGGCAGGAGUUCUGCUUCUUCUCUGUAUACUUUUCACCCUUUUCUCAUCUUUCCAAAUGUACAAGAAAAAAGGGCAGCUGCCCCCUGGACCUACUCCAUGGUCUAUUCUGGGGAACCUCUUUCAGCAAGAUGUACUACCUCUAAAUAAAUCCUAUAGAAAGCUUACAAAGAAGUAUGGACCUAUAUUUACUGUCUGGAUUGGAUCAAAACCAAUGGUUGCUCUUUGUGGAUAUGAGGUGGUAAAAGAUGCUUUGAUAAAUCAAGCAGAAGAAUUUGGUGGGCGAACUAAUAUGCCCUUUCGCACACGAGUGUUCCAAAAUAAAGGAGUACCUACAAAUGAUGAGAAGAAAUGGAGGGAGCUGCGACGGUUCACACUGUCCACCUUGCGAGAUUUUGGGAUGGGGAAGAAAAGAAUGUCUGAGAGGGUGCAGGAGGAAGCCCUUUGUCUGGUGGAGGAAAUGGCUGCCACAAAAGGGCAGCCUUUUGACCCAAGAAGAAAUUUGGCAAGUGCUGUUUCUAAUGUGAUUUGUGCAGUCGUCUUUGGCAAUCGAUUUGAUUACAAAGAUCAAACCUUCAUAGAGAACCAGCAGAUUAUGGAGUCUCAAAUAAGAUUUCUGACUAGUUUCCUAGGACAGGUGUACAAUACUUUUCCAAAAACAAUGGAAUACUUUUUUGGACGGCAUAUCGAGUCUGAGACAGAAAAACUCUAUGAUUAUAUCCGUGAGAAAGUGGAAUUGCACAAGAAGACAUUGGAUCCCCAGAACCUGCGUGACUAUAUAGAUUGCUUCCUUCACAGAAUGGAGAAGGAGCAGAACUUAUCUGAGGGAAUCUACACUCUUGAAAAUCUUGUGAUUACUGUGCUUGGUCUCUUUACUGCUGGGACAAUAACCACAAACCAAACUUUGCAACGCAGCCUCCUAGCAAUGGCUAAAUUGCCACAUAUUCAAGCUAAGGUGAAACAAGAGAUUGAUGAGGUAGUGGGUACAAAUCGCACUCCAAGCAUGGAAGACAGGUUGAAGAUGCCUUUCACAAAUGCUGUGGUCUAUGAGGUUCAACGUUAUUGGACUUUUAGCUUUGAGAACCUUCCACGGGCAACAACUUGUGACGUAAAAUUCCAUGGUUACAACAUUCCCAAGUACAUGGCUGUUGUGCCAGUCCUCUCCUCAGUACACCGUGAUCUUCUCCAUUGGGAGACUCCAGAGAAGUUCAACCCAGAUCAUUUUUUGAAUGAAAAGGACCAGUUCAGGAAAAGAGAUGCUUUCAUGCCAUUCUCAGCAGGGAAGAGGGCCUGUCCAGGAGAGGCUCUGGUUAGGAUGGAGCUCUUCCUGUUCUUCAGCACUUUGCUCCAGAACUUCACCUUCUCUCUGGAUGGGGACACCAAAGACAUGGAUAUAAUGUCUGCAUUUAUGAUCUUCCAAAAUAAGAACCAAUCCCUCCUUAUACGAGCUGUUAAACAUUCAGUGGACACUUGUGUUCAAUAAUUAAGAAAAGGAAAGAAGUCAAAGUGACAACUUCUUUCUUUCUUUCUUUCUUUCUUUCUUUCUUUCUUUCUUUCUUUCUUUCUUUCUUUCUCUCUCUCUCUUUUUUCUUUCUCUCUCUCUCCCUUU
Crotalus tigris (Tiger rattlesnake) is the source of this 1756-nucleotide messenger RNA. RefSeq names its product cytochrome P450 2C5-like. NCBI's taxonomy places the organism in Eukaryota, Metazoa, Chordata, Lepidosauria, Squamata, Viperidae. Gene Ontology annotation, biological process: xenobiotic metabolic process. Gene Ontology annotation, molecular function: heme binding; oxidoreductase activity, acting on paired donors, with incorporation or reduction of molecular oxygen, reduced flavin or flavoprotein as one donor, and incorporation of one atom of oxygen; iron ion binding. Gene Ontology annotation, cellular component: cytoplasm; intracellular membrane-bounded organelle. The coding region runs from base 137 to 1630 and encodes 497 amino acids. The transcript has 9 exons. The record is from RefSeq and is a predicted model, not a curated record.